Molecule: messenger RNA, 1902 nt
Organism: Rosa rugosa (rugosa rose)
Lineage: Eukaryota; Viridiplantae; Streptophyta; Magnoliopsida; Rosales; Rosaceae
Product: cytochrome P450 76A1
Exons: 3
Coding region: 2-1588 (528 amino acids)
Molecular function (GO): iron ion binding; oxidoreductase activity, acting on paired donors, with incorporation or reduction of molecular oxygen; monooxygenase activity
Source: RefSeq, a predicted model, not a curated record
UAUGGAGAGCUACAAGUUGGUGGGUUUAAUCAUAGGGGUGUUACUAUCAUGGGUUGCGUGGGUAUCAGCAACAAAACUUCGACGGCAUCGUUCCAAGGAGCUAAGGCAGCUUCCUCCAGGACCAAGAUGGUGGCCACUGGUUGGGAACAUUUUUCAACUAGGCUGGGCACCACCCCAUGAGUCAUUUGCCAUAUUAGCCCGCAAGCACGGCCCUAUCAUGACCCUGUGGCUAGGGUCAAUGAGCACUGUGGUGAUUUCAUCGAGUAUUUUGGCUCGUGAAAUGUUUAAGAAUCAUGAUGUGGUGCUAGCUGGUCGAAAAAUAUACGAGGCCAUGAAAGGUGAUUAUGGUAAUGAGGGUUCGCUGAUCACGGCUCAAUAUGGCCCACACUGGCGCAUGCUGAGGCGACUAUGCAACACUGAGUUCUUUGUCACGAGCCGCCUAGACGCCAUGCGUGGUGUUCGUGGCACGUGCAUCGAUCGCAUGGUGCAGUUUAUAGAGGAUGCUAGUACUAGUGACAAAUCCGAUAUUGGUGCCAAUGUUAAGAGCAUUGAUGUGGGUAGGUUCUUUUUCUUGAUGGCUUUUAAUCUAAUUGGGAACCUUAUGUUCUCCAAGGAUCUUUUGGACCCAAAGUCGGAGAGAGGGGCUGGGUUCUUUUACCAUGCAGGUAAGGUUAUGGAGAUGGCUGGGAAGCCUAAUAUGGCAGAUUUCUUUCCUGUUCUGCGCUGGCUUGACCCGCAAGGCAUUAGGAAGAAUACCCAAUUCCAUGUUGAAAAAGCGUUUGAAAUUGCUGGAGAGUUCAUCAAGGAAAGACUGGAAAGUAUGGACAGUGAUGGAUAUGAUGUUGACAUAAAGAAGACUAAGGACUUCUUAGAUGUGCUCUUGCAGUACGACUCGCAGGGUGAUGGUGUUGAUGAAGAGGCCUAUAGGUUCUCAUCUCCGAGAACCAUCAACGUGAUUGUCUUUGAAAUGUUCACGGCAGGGACUGAUACCACUACAAGCACCUUGGAAUGGGCGAUGGCGGAGCUACUUAACAAUCCAAAAACCCUAAAGAAAGUUCAGACCGAGCUAAGGAGCACCAUAAGUUCUGGCAAGAAGCUUGAAGAGAGAGACAUUGAAAACCUCCCCUACCUCAAAGCAGUCAUCAAAGAGACUUUGAGGCUUCACCCACCUCUUCCUUUCUUAGUCCCACACAUGGCCAUGGGCUCUUGCGAAAUGCUAGGACACCACAUUCCAAAAGACACCCAAAUCCUAGUCAAUGUUUGGGCAAUUGGACGUGACCCCAAAACUUGGGAAGACCCUUUAAUAUUCAAGCCAGAGAGGUUCUUGGAGCCUAACAUGGUUGAUUAUAAAGGACACAACUUCGAGUUCAUACCAUUUGGUUCUGGGCGUCGGAUGUGUCCUGCUGUGCCCCUAGUCUCAAGGGUGCUUCCUCUAGCCCUAGGAUCGCUCUUACAUUCCUUUGAUUGGGUUUUACCAGAUGGCCUCAAGCCGGAGAAUAUGGACAUGGCUGAAAGGAUGGGGAUAACACUUCGCAAAUCUGUCCCCUUAGAGGUGAUACCUAUACCUUACAAAGGAGAUGCCCAGUAAUACUAAAAGGAUCGUGCUUUUGGAUCGUAUUGGCUGACCACAUAAAAUGGCAGUUGAUGUAUACAUAUGAACAUAUCAUGCAUACACUUUUUCGAAAAUGUAAUCGGGCCGAUCCAUUUAACCUUGCCCAUCCGGAUACUAGUAAUGCGUUCAGUUUCAGAGCACCAUAUACAGCAAAGAAAACAAGCAAUGGGUCAAUUGUAAUAUGGUUCUUGUAAAUCUCUUGAUAAUGAAUUUGAAUGUGUGUAUGUGAUCGAUGAUAUCCUGUCACAAAAAUUCUCUUCCUUCUAACAGAGAAUUAUUUGUGUUUGUUA